This is a messenger RNA of Homalodisca vitripennis (glassy-winged sharpshooter), 2617 nucleotides long. RefSeq lists its product as uncharacterized. The record is from RefSeq and is a predicted model, not a curated record. The coding region runs from base 144 to 2060 and encodes 638 amino acids. The transcript has 4 exons. NCBI's taxonomy places the organism in Eukaryota, Metazoa, Arthropoda, Insecta, Hemiptera, Cicadellidae.
CGCAUACAUAUUACAGAGGAAAUGACAAUGUUCAUAGAGACAAUUCAAACUACAUUAACAAGAAUGAAUCAUACUAUCAAGAUCUGAUAAAUGGGAUUUUAGCAUCUCAUUUAUAGUCAACAUGACACUAUCAUGUCACUAUCAUGUCAGUCUUGGUUCUAUUGUUGAUAUGUCUAUACCACGUGAAAGCCUAUCCCAGUGAAUAUACCAGCAGAAACAAUAUUUCUACUGAAAAUGUAAGUAAUACUGAAACUACUCAGGAAACACAUGUUUCGUAUGAAAGUAAGGUUACAUGUACAACAUUAUACCCAGAAACCAUAAACACUACUGAUAGUUCAGAAGGUAACAAUAACAAUGCAACUAGUUAUGACUAUGUGGAGUCUGAAAACAGUACAGAAGUACACAUUUAUCCGUACACUGACAAAGACGGGUUGGUUGAUGUUGUAGCAGAUAAUGGUAUCAGAUAUGAAAGUUCGGCUAGUGAUAACUUUGUACUUCCAGGACAUGAUGACGACGAUGGAAACUUUGCUGGUAUAACUGACGACAGUGAGCCGAUGCAUUAUUAUAUAUCGGAAGAGGGAAAUUUGUCUGGAGGGUCAGAUGACAUUGGCAUUGAGGUACUGCUACCAGACUAUGUAAAGCCAACUAGGUCAAGUGAUGAUGAUGAAAUUGCAGAUAGUGGUCAGGCUACUACGGUGGAUGAGGAUUUGAUAAUUCCAGAUAGUGUUGAGACUACAACGAUGCCCACAACAGAAGCUACGACGUGGUUCUAUCACAGUUGGGAGUUCAGAGGAGAAAAUUUUGAAAUUAAGGAAGAUGAAAUUACAACAAUCAGACCUGCUGAACAAGAGUACACAGAUGAAGAAGAACAAAUUUCUGACUUCAACACACACAGAAAGCAAAAUUAUUCAAAACAAUUCACCAUAAAAUCAGACAAGCUUAACAAUCAGCCCAUUAAAGAAGAUGAAUAUGAACAAGAAGCUAUAAGUGAAGACAGUGACGAUGGUGUUGAUUACAAAAAUCUCAUGGCCGACGACUCUCAUAGUUUAGAACAAACCACCACUGAUACAACAAUUAAUAGAAAAAACAUGAAGAAAUAUGUAAUUUCUUUCAAUGAAGAUCCGGUUGAACUUAUUUCACCCAAUUUAUUUAAUGAUAAGUCUUCAAAAGAAAAAACUGACAGUAAAUCAAGUCACCAAAAUAGUGGAAGCUUAGAGAGUGUGACAAUGAGUACUGAUGAUUUUAAGCCAGAGAAAAAUCAACGAUUUUCAAAGAGAACUAAAAGAGAAAAUGAAGAACUGGAAUCAACAUACAAAGAGGAGGGUAAAGAUGAGCAAGAACAAGUAACACAAAAUGUAAUACCAGAAACUACUAGGAUUUGGAAUUGGCCUACACACAGUUGGGAGAACCACGGAGAUAUGUAUGAGCCAAGUAGUCCAGAUAUGUCAAUGGAAGUACCUCAAAACAAUGGCACAAGAUCAGUUGAAGAAAUGGAAUACAGUGAGGAGGACAUAAGUGUUGGAGCAAGAGCCAUGAGCAAUGAAAUUUCUGUCAGUGAAAAACAUAAUCCAUGUGAAUACAAGUUUAAUAAAACAUCUAAAAGUUUCCUUUUUGAUUUAAACAAAGGCAAGAGUAAUAUUUCAGGAAGUAAAAAAACACAUUUAUCUCCAACAGAGGAAUCACAAUACGACGAUGUGACACAACCCAACUUCCCAAAUUUUGAUGGAGGACGACCAUCAGAAUUACAUGCAGUAAACAAAAACGGCAAUUACUUCAUGAAAAACAUUGGUUCUCAAGAGUUAUUUAUCCCUCCAACUUGUCUCAUUGAGUGGGAAAAUUGUAAGAUGGAUGGUGACUGCUGCAGACCCUUCUUCUGCUCAACACUCCCAAGAUUUCCUAUCAUUGAGAAUAUGAAUGAAAGCUCUACUCUACAGAUUGACCAGUUCUGUUCACGUUUUCAAUUAAAUGUACUUUUAGAUUGGAAGACCAACAACCGAAAAGAUCUACAGAAGAUCAUUGACUCUUAUAAAAGGAAAAUACUACGAGUAAUCAAGUCAUAGAGAAGAGGAUGCAGUUACAGUACUCAAGAUAUAGCACAGGGUUGUCAUCGCAUCAUCCUAAAAGUUAAAAAAAAUGCUAUUUAUAUAUAUAUAUAUAUAUAUAUAUAUAUAUAUAUAAUAUAAACAGUUUUAAAUGUCUAAUAAGUUUUUUUAGCUUCCUGUAAUACUAAUAUUGUUAUAUAUUUUACUAAUACUAUAAAUGACUGGUAAACUUUAUCAUUAUAAAAUGUUAAGAAAAGACAGUUUCAUAAAAUGUACUAAACAAAUAAUUACCUUUACUAUGUUAAUUACCAAAAGAAUGACAAUUAGCAGAAUAACAAUAACAACAAAGCAUUCAUUAUUCAUCAGUGAAUAAAUAUGAGCAUAAUUCUGUACAUUUUAACUGCAUGAAAAAUUAUAACAGAGUGUAUAAAAAAAUGUAUUCACGCUUUUCUAUGUUAUGAAAGAAAGCAUUUAGAUACUUCUGCUCCUUUAAGUGGAAUCACAAUAAUUUUUAGAGGUUAAGAGUUAUAUUGUAUCCUUAUUUGACCACCAAACAAAUAAAUUACUAAACACUC